CAAUUCACCUUUUUCGUUCCCACCACGGUCUCUUAUCCUCUUCAUAUCUUCCUCUCAUUCCUUCAACUCUACUGUUUCACUCGCUUCCCUGUAGCUCCUACUAUCCUACGACAUGGCCCUGCAACUGCAGGCACCCACCACAAGAAACCGCCUAGCGCCACCGUCUCCGUUAGCAGCUCCGAAGGGCAAUGCCGGCCUCCGACAACCAUCCGAUAGCUUCGCUCUAAAGUCAACCUUCUUUUCUUCAUCACACCACCUCUUAUUGCUUUCUCCGAAGCAAAAGCCUCUUGCUUCUUCCUCUGCACCCAAGUUCUCCAUGCGCGUCGCCUCCAAAGGAGCCUAUAUUUGUCGCGAUUGCGGGUAUAUAUACAACGACAGAACUCCCUUUGAGAAGUUACCUGACAAGUAUUUCUGCCCUGUUUGUGGUGCUCCGAAACGGAGGUUUAGGGCAUACCAGCCUCCGGUGACCAAAGACGCCAACAAGAAGGAUGUCCGGAAGGAACGAAAAGCGCAGUUGCAGAGAGAAGAAGCAAUCGGGAAGGCACUGCCUAUAGCUGUCGUUGUCGGAGUUGUGGCACUUGUUGGAUUAUACUUCUACAUCAACGCCGGCUUUCAGGGAUAGAUCAGAGUAUUAGAUUCUGUAACCUCAAAUGUAUUGAACACAAUCAUUUGUAUAAUUUCAUUCGAUGUGUAGAACAAAUCUUUCUGUUGAA
This is a messenger RNA of Pyrus x bretschneideri (Chinese white pear), 713 nucleotides long. RefSeq names its product rubredoxin-2-like. Bases 113 to 622 code for a protein of 169 amino acids. Gene Ontology annotation, molecular function: iron ion binding. The transcript has 3 exons. The record is from RefSeq and is a predicted model, not a curated record. Lineage: Eukaryota; Viridiplantae; Streptophyta; Magnoliopsida; Rosales; Rosaceae.